CGGCAGUGCAAGGUGAUGGAAGGGGAAAGGCGAACUUACAGCAAGGAAGUCCACCAGCGCAUCAACAAGCAACUUGAGGAGAUCCGGCACUUGGAGGAGGUACGGGCCAACCUCCAGGUGCAGAUCAGCAUCGCCCAGAGCCAGGUCAAGCGGCUUCGGGACAAUGAGCGGCUGGAGAACAUGGAGCGCCUGCUGAAGUGUACGGCCCUGGCGCAGGCCGAGGUUGAGGAGCUGCAGGAGCAGACCAGAGCCUUGGACAAGCAGAUCCAAGAGUGGGAGACCCGGAUCUUUACGCACAGUAAGAACGUCAGGGCCCCAGGAUUCAUCCUGGAUCAGAAGGUCAAGGACCGGCGAAGGAUCAAGAUCCUAGAAGACCAGUUGGGCAGGGUCACCUGUCACUUUGACAAGCAGCUGGUGCGGAAUGCGGCACUGCGGGAGAAGCUGAAUCUGCUGCAGAUAGAGAGGAACCGUUAUCUGAAUGUGGACCGCAAGCUGAAGAAGGAGAUCCACCACCUGCAGCAGAUGGUCAGUGCUCUCAUCGUCUCCUCCACUUCUGCCUAUGCUGCCAGGGAGGAGGCGAAGGCCAAGAUGGGCAUCCUGCGGGAUCGCGCGGAGAAGGAGGAGGCGCAGAACGAUACGGAGGCGCAGACCCUGCAGCGGCAGAUCUCGCACCUGGAGCAGCUGCACUGUUUCCUCAAGCUCAAGAACGACGAUCGGCAGCCGGAUCCUGCCGUCAUGAAGAAGCGCGAACAGAGGGCCCGGGAGGUGACCCAAGGCCUCCGGAAGACCUCACAGGAGAAGCUGGUGCUGCGCUACGAAGACGCCCUGAACAAACUGUCCCAGUUGACUGGGGAAAGCGACCCCGACAUGUUGGUGCAGAAGUACCUGGAGAUUGAGGAGCGCAACUUUGCUGAGUUCAACUUCAUCAACGAGCAGAACUCCCAGGUAGAGCAUCUGCAGGAGGAGAUCAAGGAGUUGCAGGAGGCUUUGAUGACAGCGCAUGCAAGUGAGGUCAGCAGGAAUUCGUUGCAGGAGCAGCAGCGUGAGGCAUUGCAGCAGCACUUGGACAAGGUGCACUCGGAGGGCAAGCACCUUGAGGCCCACUUCCAGGACUUGCAGGGGCAGCUGGAGAAGCUCAAGGCUGAUAUCCAGCUCCUCUUCACCAAGGCCCAUUGUGACAGCAGCAUCAUUGACGACCUCCUCGGGGUCAAGACCAAUAUGCGAGACCGGGACAUAGGCCUCUUCUUGGGCAUCAUCGAGAAGCGGCUGGUGGAGCUCCUGACAGUGCAGGCCUUCCUGGAUACCCAGAGCUACUCCUCCUUGGCUGAUGCUGCUCUCCUGUUGCUGGGCCAGGGGCUUGAGGACCUUCCAAAGAAGAUGGCCCCCCCCCAGCCCCCUGACAAUCUAGAGGACCCCCUGGGUUUUGAGGCCAGAGACGACUAUCCGAUGAGCAAGGAGGAGCUGCUGAGCCUAGUGGUGAAGGCGGUGGAACUCCAGGAGCAGGCUCAGGAGCAGGCUCAGGAGCAGCAGCAGAGGGAGCUGGCUGAGGCCGUGAAGAAGCUGGACAACAGCUCGAGCAUGGCCUUCUCCAGCACCCACAGGAUCAGCACCGCCCUGGGAGCCGCUGGGAGACCCAGUAUUAUUUCCGGGUCUAUCGUGAGCCAAAGGACUACCAAAGACCGUGGUGCCAGCUCUGCUGGCCACGUCACUUUUGGUGACCCCAGCUCCAACGCGGGCCAAAUGACCUUCAGCUCUGCCAGUGACAGUGGGGCGCCAGCAUCAAGCCGUGCCUCAAGUGGGGGUCAUGUGACCUUCAGGCCUGUCAGCUCCAGCAGCCACCUGGGGUCUACUGGGUAUUUGGAGUCCAGCAGAGGCCAGGUAGCCUCUGGAGGUGGCACAGAGAGCAGAGGCACAGGGUCAGAGUCGAGUGGAGGCCUCGGGUCCAGACAAGGCCGAGUCUUGAGCGCUGGCCCUGCCUCCAGCACUGGCCCGGGCUCCUCCACCAGUAGAGACUCCCGGUGCUACUACUAGGGUGCCCAGCCCCCUCCCUGCCCUGGCUCUCUGCAGGGGCUUUUUAGUGUCUCUGCCUCUGUUUGCCUUGUGGCUUUCUGUCGUCUCCCAGCUAGAGGUCUCUGUGUCUCUUUGUCCCUCCAUCUGUUGCCAUCUGCCCUUCCUCAUCUCCGUGUCUGCCUCCUGGUGCCUUUCUCUCUGUUUCUGACCCUCUGGUCCCCUCUGCCUCCUACCCCCCUUGCUCUUGGCUUCCUGCUCAGCAUCUGCUUCCUGUCUCUGUCUCCCUAGCCCCAAGCCCUAUGAACCUCCCACCUCCUGACUCCGGCUCCCUGUCCCCAGCUCCACCUCCCAGGCUCCCCUUGUAUCUCGUGCCCUGUCUCCAGGGCUCCUCAUUCCUCACCCUCCCCAAGAUCCCCCCAGUACUGACCAGUGUGGGGAAAAAUCAGGGCAAAGAUGCCAGGUUCAGCGUGAGCCGUGCCCGUAGG
This is a messenger RNA of Carlito syrichta (Philippine tarsier), 2495 nucleotides long. It is a transcript of the gene ODAD1, whose product is annotated as coiled-coil domain containing 114. Lineage: Eukaryota; Metazoa; Chordata; Mammalia; Primates; Tarsiidae. The record is from RefSeq and is a predicted model, not a curated record. The coding region runs from base 16 to 2031 and encodes 671 amino acids. The transcript has 13 exons. Gene Ontology annotation, biological process: outer dynein arm assembly; cilium movement. Gene Ontology annotation, cellular component: axoneme.